Molecule: messenger RNA, 1953 nt
Organism: Cydia strobilella
Lineage: Eukaryota; Metazoa; Arthropoda; Insecta; Lepidoptera; Tortricidae
Gene: zyd
Product: sodium/potassium/calcium exchanger 3
Exons: 10
Coding region: 206-1765 (519 amino acids)
Biological process (GO): calcium ion transmembrane transport; intracellular calcium ion homeostasis
Cellular component (GO): plasma membrane
Molecular function (GO): calcium, potassium:sodium antiporter activity; calcium channel activity
Source: RefSeq, a predicted model, not a curated record
GGAGUCACUCCCGGACUGCGCCCGAAAGCCGGCCGACGUACGUGUAUUGUAUGGAAAUAAGUAAUUGGCCCCCGUAUUCUUCUUUUGACGAGCUCUCCGGCGGCGGGACCAUUAUGUCCGUUCGAACGUGAGCGCCGGCAUUCGGACGCUAGUGGCGACGCCCUCGGUCGCCUGCGCCGCGCUCCACAGUCCACACCACGUCAAAAUGAAUACCUCCGACCGAGACGGGUACCUCCAGGGGCGCAACUGCACGCCGCCGGCUAUCGAUGACUUCCCCGCCGAGUUGUUCACGGAGUCGCAGCGGCAGCACGGCGCCGUCGUCAUACACAUCCUCAUAUCGCUCUACCUUUUCAUCGCGCUCGCGGUCGUCUGCGACAAGUUCUUCGUGCCUGCUGUCGACAGAAUAUGUCACGCACUAAACAUGAGCAACGACGUGGCGGGCGCCACGUUCAUGGCGGCGGCGACGUCGGCCCCGGAGCUGUUCGUCAACGUGAUCGGCACCUUCAUUACGGAGGGCGACAUCGGCGUCGGCACCAUCGUCGGCUCCGCCGUCUUCAACAUCCUCGCCGUCGCCGCCUGCUGCGGCAUCGGGGCUGGAAUGGUUGUGCCUCUCGACUGGUGGCCACUGACGAGAGACUGCCUCGCGUACGGCAUCACAGUGUCCAUCCUUAUCUGCAUCAUGCACGACGAGUACGUUCUCUGGUACGAGGCCUUCCUACUCGUCCUCUUGUAUGGAGUCUACAUCUGUAUUAUGUAUUACGACAAAUCCAUACAGAACUUUGCUAAAGGUAGCUGGAAGUGCUUGAAGAAUUUUAUGAAUAAGACUGACGAAAAGUCCGAUAAUAUUAUAGAAAUAAAAGAUACCAAAACCGCAAGUUCGACCAAAAUUGAAUCACCGGAGCACUGUCAGCACAAUGGGAAUGUUAAAACAAUAAUACCACUUUACAAUAACGAUAAAGAAUGCGGAAAACCACUAGAAGUUGAUGAACAGAAUAAAGUAAUCAGCGUAGAUAUUGAGAAAGCAAGUGAUGAUAUUGCUUACGCGGAUGAUAGCCCGCACCAUGUGCCCCCGGAGACCGCAAAAUCCGUCUCUGAUGAGUAUGAACACUCUUUAUGGAAAUUCCCAUUUAAAAGGAGCUGGUUUACGCAGACAACAUGGUUCGUCACGUGGCCGAUCCACUUGGUGUUUUUGUUCACAAUUCCAGAUUGUGAAAAGCCACGUUUCAAAAGUUGGUUUCCUUUAACUUUCAUUAUGUGUAUCGUUUGGAUUGGCUCACUGUCUUACGUAGUCGCUUGGAUGAUAACUAUAAUAGGGGAUACAUUAAUGAUACCUGAUUCCGUGAUGGGUAUAACGUUCCUCGCUGCUGGGACAUCGGUGCCUGAGGCCGUGUCGAGUGUUAUUGUCGCUAAGCAAGGUCACGGUUCAAUGGGAAUCAGCAAUUCGAUUGGUUCGAAUACCUUCGACAUUCUGCUGUGCCUGGGCCUUCCGUGGCUCAUCAAGGCGUCACUCACACCUGCCGAGCCUGGACUCUAUCUGGUAAAAAUUAACUCAAUGGGGCUGGAGUACUCUGCCAUAUCGUUGCUUUCAACGCUGCUGAUGCUGUACUUGACGUUUUGGUUCAACAAGUUUAAGCUCGACGCGGCGGUGGGGCGCGCCUGUCUGGCCAUGUACGCUAUGUUCCUCGUGUUGGCCACUCUCAUCGAGCUGAACGUCUUCUUCCCGGUCAACGUGCGGACCUGCAGGAGAGCGGAACUCAAGUCCUAGACCAGUGUCGGAAUCCGAACCGAACGAUAAUAACAAGUGUGUUUGUACUGUACUAUUCUAAGUUACAUAUCAUGCGUGCCUACCGACGACGGGAGUUCUUUCGCAAAGCAACUCGACAAGUCAAAUCGCGUGUCAUCACUUUUAUUGCUAAGUGCCAAUAUUUUAAUUGCCCGAAUAGGCUCAUUUCC